Dibothriocephalus latus is the source of this 603-nucleotide messenger RNA. NCBI's taxonomy places the organism in Eukaryota, Metazoa, Platyhelminthes, Cestoda, Diphyllobothriidea, Diphyllobothriidae. The record is from the annotation of a GenBank genome assembly.
AUGGAGGUCGAUGAAAGUACUUCUCCCACCACCGAUGAGAUCAGCCAAGGCACCGUGUCCGUGCUUUUGCAUCCAAUCGUUGUCCUAAGCAUAUCUGAGCAUUGGAUGCGAGCAAAACUAGCGGAAGAUUCUUCGAUACCCCAAGUUUUCGGUGCCCUUUUGGGCAAGCAGAAUGGCCGCACCGUCGAAGUCAUGUCGUCCUUCGAACUAGUUGUUAGUGCCGAGAGGACGGUCGACAUUGAAUUUUUUAAUAACCGUGAGUCCCAAUCUAAACAAAUAUUUGCGGAUCUCGAUCUGGUCGGUUGGUAUACUACUGGCAAAUCAAUCAACGAAGAGGAUAAGCUCUUCCAUUACCAAAUGCAAGAAAUCACUGAAGCGCUCCUCAUUGUGAAGUUGGACCCGCUUGAUAAACUCGGCGAACAACUGCCGGUGCGCGUUUACGAGUCGGUUGUCGAUAAUGAUGCUCGUUUCCUAUUCAAGCGAGUAAGUAUUUGAGUCGGCAACUAUACCAUCCACAAGUUCUUUGUAACCAUAUUUUUCUCCUUUGACACUCUGCCGGCUGGUGUGAAACGAAACUGUUAUGCCGUGCGUCAAUCUUCGUAA